This is a messenger RNA of Homarus americanus (American lobster), 4403 nucleotides long. RefSeq names its product serine hydroxymethyltransferase, mitochondrial-like. NCBI's taxonomy places the organism in Eukaryota, Metazoa, Arthropoda, Malacostraca, Decapoda, Nephropidae. Gene Ontology annotation, molecular function: protein homodimerization activity; mRNA regulatory element binding translation repressor activity; serine binding. Gene Ontology annotation, cellular component: mitochondrial inner membrane; cytoplasm; cytosol. Gene Ontology annotation, biological process: regulation of oxidative phosphorylation; folic acid metabolic process; L-serine catabolic process. The transcript has 10 exons. The record is from RefSeq and is a predicted model, not a curated record. The coding region runs from base 227 to 1600 and encodes 457 amino acids.
UAGCCCAGCCUCAGAGUGUCCCGGGUCCUGACUCCCGACAGUGGUGGCCGACUCCUCAGUGGUGUUCAUACCGUCGUGUCAAGUGGUCACGUUCAUCGCGUUCUUGGGAUUUACAUAAUGUUGUCUUCGCGGGGUGAUCCAACAUAUUCUGAACGGCAGCAGCAGCAGCCUACGAUGUCUUGUGGUAGGUUCACGCUGGGCAUCUGGCCUCACCGGUAAUGAGACCAUGGCAGAGGAUGACCCCGAGAUGUGGCAGCUCGUGCAGGAGGAAAAAUAUCGCCAGAGACGAGGCCUAGAGCUUAUUGCCUCAGAGAACUUUUGCACACGUUCAGGGCUGGAGGCACUGGGGUCGUGUCUCAACAACAAGUAUUCCGAGGGUUAUCCUGGCCAAAGGUACUACGGUGGCACAGAUAUCAUAGACAAGGUAGAAAGGUUAUGUCAGCAACGAGCUCUGGACGCCUUUCGUCUGAAGCCAGAAGAUUGGGGUACUAACGUACAGCCAUACUCAGGCUCCCCAGCUAACUUUGCCGUGUAUACCGGUCUGCUGAACCCACAUGACCGCAUCAUGGGUCUGGACCUGCCUGAGGGUGGCCAUUUGACUCAUGGCUUCAUGACGGACAACAAAAGAAUUUCAGCAACUUCCAUCUACUUCGAGUCAAUGUCCUACAAGCUGAACCCUGCCACGGGCCAGAUUGAUUAUGAUAAACUCCAUGAACAUGCUCGUCUCUUCCGGCCAAGAAUGAUCAUUGCUGGUGCCAGUGCUUAUGCUAGACUUAUUGACUACAAGAGGAUGAGAGAGAUUGCAGAUGAAGUGAAGGCCAUUCUGUUGGCAGACAUGGCGCACAUCUCUGGUCUUGUGGCGGCUGAUUUAAUCCCAUCACCAUUUGAGUAUUGCCACGUUGUCACAACCACCACUCACAAAACAUUAAGGGGACCGAGGUCUGGUAUAAUAUUCUUCCGUCGUGGAGUAAAGUCUGUAAACAAGAAGACAGGCAAGCCAAUAAUGUAUGACUUAGAACAGCGCAUCAACUCGGCUCUCUUCCCUGGCCUGCAAGGUGGACCCCACAACCACGCUAUUGCCGGUGUAGCCAUUGCUCUUAGACAGGCUGCCACCCCAGAGUUCAAGAAGUACCAAGAGCAAGUGAUGAGCAAUUGUCGUACGAUGGCAGAUGGUCUAAUAAAGCGGGACUAUCACUUGGUCUCUGGUGGAACAGACAACCAUUUGGUGUUAGUGGAUCUUCGACCUAAAGGCCUGGAUGGUGCGAGAGUUGAGACCAUCUGUAACAUGUGCAAUAUUACAGUCAACAAGAACUCUGUCCCUGGUGAUAAGAGUGCAUUAAGUCCUGGGGGCCUCAGGCUAGGAACCCCAGCACUCACAUCCCGUAACUUCAAAAAUGAAGAAUUUGAGUACGUCGUUGAGCUCUUAGAUCGAGCUUGUGCCAUUGCCCUUGAGGCUAAGGAAAAGUCUGGAAAGAAGCUUGCAGACUUCAAAGAAACUCUAGAAAAAGAUGCAGAAAUUAAGGCAAAGGUUGAAGCACUACAGGCAGAGGUUAAUGAAUUUUCAUUGAAAUUCCCAAUGCCUGGAUUUGAUGACCACUAAUUCAUUUCCUGGAGAUGUGGUGAAUGAUGGAUACAUUAAUCCAGCGAGUGGGAGCUUGAUGACCAGGUACACUGACUUCUUCACCAUUAAAUGCCCUUCAUUUAUCUCUUUUUUGUGACUUGUAUCACCUGUUAACAAUACUUGCAUAGCUCCUCUGCACAAAAGAAUUUGAUUCAGUUCCUGGAUACUUUGCAGUAAUCUUGACAAUGGCAAAAGAUGACUGAGAGGUAGUGAGAGAGUAAAGUUGCUUUUAAUAAGGCUUAAAUCAUUUUUAAACUGCGCAACAAAAAUUUUUGUGCAGUUUUUUGCACCAACAGAAUACAUACUUACAAAGAAUUAGGAGUUACUGUAUUAAUUCUUUUUUUAAGCUGUUUCUCCAUUAUCAGUGUCAAAUGCUGCAUCGCAAUUUUAUUUAAACAGGUAAGUUUCAGUACUGAUCAGUUGUGUGUUAAUGUAAUAUUACCACAAUAAGUACUUUGUAGUGUCUGAUGUGCAGUUUUGAUAACUUGCUGUAAUGGAAGACUGUUGGUUGGCAUAUACUGUAGUAAUCCUGAAUAUAUAUAUAUAUAUAUUUGUGUCUGUUGUUAUUAAUACCUUGACCAUAAUCUGCCAGGCUGGAGGAAUAUGCUGGCUGGUGUGUGUGUGUGUUUUUAAUGUAAAGUUUUGGAAGUCAAAUCAUCCAUUAGUUAUCAAGAGAAUUUCACACCACUUGGUAUUAAUGUAUAAGGAUAGAUGUUGUAUUUGUGCCAAGAGUUCUAGUCUUUUUCUUACUGUCAGAGUUAACUGCUUAUUAUUUUUAAGUUGGGAUCAUUAUCUUAAGGUGUCUUUUUUUUUUAAUAAGAGAUCAUAAAUUAAAGUAAUUGAUACAUUUAUAUAUUAUGUACUGUGUAACUAGCAAUGUGUCGGUUAUUUCUUGCCCACACUGUUAAUUCAAAAAUUUUUGUGUCCAUAUGACAGAUUUUGUAAAUCUUUCCCUUCUGUUCAACAAUAUUACUUCAUUCUAACCUAACUCUGUUGGACCUGAUGAAGAGUGUUACUAACUGACAGGAACAGUAUUGGCAGGGUUGUAGCCAUUAACUGACAGGAACAGUGUUGACACAGUUGUAGCCACUAACUGACUGGAACAAGGGUUGUAGCCAUUAUAAAAGUGAGAAAUACAGUAAAUUUGUAAAUUUCUAAAAUUAGAAUUGUCACUUAGCAUCAAUCAGUUGUUAUAUUGCAGAGUGGUGUAGACAAUAUGUACAAUUGAGUGAGCAAUGGCUAUUUUGGGUAAAUAAAAAAAAAGACAAGCAUGUAUUGAGUUAUGCACAGUCUUGAUUAUGCAUUAAAAAUUAAGAUUCUUUUUUGUAUAAGGAAACGAAAGUUUUUGUAUUUCAUCUCCUGAUCUCUUCAUUUUGGUUUCUUUUCAUUAACAAUUUUCACACUUGCAAGUCUAUGGUGAUGGAAGAUGGCCAGAAUUAAGAUCCAGCACUCUGUCUCCUUUCGUUUAAGUGUUAUUCAUCCACUACGUGAAACGUGAUUUACUAUUUGGUAUUCCCCAGCCACAAUAAGGUCCCAAAAUUAUGCCAGUUUUAUUAUUCUUGACAAACAACUGCUAAGUUUUCUCUAGUGCACCAUGUACUGUCUAUAGCAAACAACUGCUAAGUUUUCUCUAGUGCACCAUGUACUGUCUAUAGCAAACAACUGCUAAGUUUUCUCUAGUGCACCAUGUACUGUCUAUAAUGUUUUUGAGGUUUUUAGAUUUCAAAGUGGGUCAGAUGAUUUAGUUUAUUCCUGUCACUUUGCACAAUGUAGUAUCAUGUCUCUUCAGCAAGUUCAUAUCCAAAACCCACUGAAAGCUUUGUUUUCAAGUCAUUCAUGCAAACUUUACCUUCAGGAACAAGCCAGGGAAUAUUCCUCCCCAGCUGCUUCCUAGGACUUUGGUGCUGCUGCUGUUGUCGUUGGCUGCUGGUGUAAUCUAACUCUCUCAUCGUCUAAACCAUAUCUUUCAAAGGUUUUACUGGGCCACUUUUCACUUAACAGAUAGUCAUGACUCAUUCUUCCACCUCUAGUCUUUCCAGGCACUUAGCCAAAAAUAUGGGGAAGAAUAUACAACUAACAAUAGCAGGAGAGUCCAGCCCUUGGCAGAACAGCUCGAUAUACCGUAACCAAAUCACGUCAGUCAGUAUACAAGUGUAUGACUAAACAAGACGAGACAAGUGCUUUGUGAAAUAGAUUCACUAUUUCAAGGUAAGAUAAUUGAAAGAUAUUUUAAACUGGAGAAUUUCUCAGAAGUUGGGGUAUUAGGGACUUUGUAAUUCAUGUAAUUUUUCACAGGAUUUUGCUACAGUAUGAGAUCUAUUUUACUGUGUAUGACAAAUUACUCAUAAGGGAAGCGAUGUUAAAUUGUAUUUUUAUAUAUUGUCUAGGAGCUACAUAGCACUGCAGAACUGGACUAAACAAACCAUAAGGAAACUAAACUGUAGAUGUGUAUUUUUCAUUGCUUUGAAUUUGACAUCUUGAUAAUACUUGGUGUACGUUAUACUUUAUUUGAAAUUCUUGUUCCCCCUUAACUCCUCUGCAUGUGAACAACAUUACCACUGUUGCUAUUACUAUUUCAACGAAUAUUUCACCACACCUACUACUACAAGAAUGCACUCACUCCACAUCCACCACUACUGUCAUGUUAUUUUGCCAGUCCUUAUAAUUUACAAAAACAUUUGCUAUAGAAGUUAAUGAAAGUGCCUUCUUGACAUACUCAGUUUCAAUUUUUCUAUGAAUAUUGUUUUACAUAAUGUGAAUUGUGUAAUAAAGGUUGUUAUUA